Messenger RNA from Durusdinium trenchii, 976 nucleotides. The record is from the annotation of a GenBank genome assembly. NCBI's taxonomy places the organism in Eukaryota, Dinophyceae, Suessiales, Symbiodiniaceae.
GCGGCAAAGACAUUCUUGCGGACUGGCGCAAACUUAUAGCGACCAUGGAAGAAAGAAGUGCCUUGAAAGAGAAGCUGAGUGGCUAUGAGGUGUGCGAGGAGCUCUCGAGCAGCGCCUGGCUUCUUGAGCGCAAGGGUGAGGAGGCGGCGGCUGUACUGGCGACGGAGGUCUUCUUGGGGAAGGAGAAGGCGGACUUGGAGUCACUCAUCGGCAAGGCCUUACAAUCAGAAGGCAGCAGUGGAUGGUUUUGCAAUGACCGAUACCACAAGCAGAUGACCAAGGGCGCAGCGGAUGUGUGUGUUGAGGUCAUCAUGCCAGCGACAAAGAAAGACAUUGAGAAGCGCAGGAAGGUGGUGCUACAGCGCAUUUGCGAGACGCGUCAGCUCUAUGAUGCUGUCACAGUUCCAAGCACCUUAGAGGGGGCCGACAAGCGUGACACCUGGGUGGCCAACAUCAUCCAUGGCCAGUCGGAGCAAGAGCAUGUGGUCACUGAACUCUCCGGAGAUGGACUUGUGGUGGUGAAGGACUAUAAGUGGCAAAACACCGAAGUGGUUGAUGACUUGUACUACUUGUGCUUGUUCUCCGACAUGGGUGUCCGGUCUCUGCGGGAUUUGCGAGCCACGCAUCUGCCGCUCCUCCGGCGGAUUCAAGAUGUCGUGGUCCCAGGGCUGGCCGAGAAGCACGGAGCGUCGGCCUCGUCUUUGUUGGCCUAUGUACAUUACCAUCCGACGUUCUGGUAUUUCCAUGUUCACAUUGUGAAUUCUCGCCACGCGAUGUUUCAGAAUGAGAAGUCCUCCGAGAAUUUGCUGCUGAUUGCCAUGGACCGAUAUCACAAGUUGCAGACGAUCAUCGCGCUGUUGAUGGCACAGGACACUUAUUUCGCUGGCGCAGAAUUGACCGUUCUGCUUCCUCCUCACAAAGCUGAGACCUAUUUAUCAGCCUAGGAUUGGCUGAGAUGUGUAUGCCAGUGGAAAAA